AUGAAACUUAAAGUUCAACUUUUCCCUGUUGAUGAAACUACACGUAGAGCCUUGGAAAUGGACAAUCACAACUCGCAUCUGGAGCUGACUUUAACAGCAUCUGGAGAAUUAAAACUUGUGCCUUAUGAUGCUCAAACAUCAAAUCUUUCCAAUUCUCAGAAAUGGAAUCAGGAUUCUGUCUUAAUUGGGAGUCCUCCGAUUUUCCGUUUAAGGUAUGGUUGGUUUGGUAAGGGUGAAGAACGUAACAACACUAACAAUGGUAUUGGUAUUGGUGGAAGUGUGGGAAUUGGAUUGUCUACAUUGGAAUGGUGGGUCCCACUCCAUGUCAUCAGCAGAUUUCAUACAGCUGUGAUUCUUUUGAUGCUGCAAUUGCUGCCCACAUUAACAAAAAUCAUCAUGCCAAAAAUAAUGGAUUCCAUUCCACCACCAUUCAGUCUUCAAUUUAUGAUGCAUAGGAAACAUAAAUCACGUGAACCAGAGGAGCCGAAAGAAUGUGAGUUUGAUGAAAAUCAUAUUCCUGCCCCAAAGGAUCUCACCUCACUUACUGAUGUGUAUUGGCCGGAGUCUUUACGACAUAAUGAUUAG
This is a messenger RNA of Lactuca virosa, 585 nucleotides long. NCBI's taxonomy places the organism in Eukaryota, Viridiplantae, Streptophyta, Magnoliopsida, Asterales, Asteraceae. The record is from the annotation of a GenBank genome assembly.